This is a messenger RNA of Terrapene triunguis (Three-toed box turtle), 1158 nucleotides long. Its product is annotated as aldo-keto reductase family 1 member B1-like. The record is from RefSeq and is a predicted model, not a curated record. Bases 36 to 986 code for a protein of 316 amino acids. Gene Ontology annotation, molecular function: aldose reductase (NADPH) activity. NCBI's taxonomy places the organism in Eukaryota, Metazoa, Chordata, Testudines, Emydidae. The transcript has 10 exons. Gene Ontology annotation, cellular component: cytosol.
GGCCGCGAUCCAGGAAGGGCCGAAGAGCUGGAGUCAUGGGGACCGAGCUGGAGCUGAACACUAAGGCAAAGAUGCCCAUCCUGGGGCUUGGCACCUGGAAGUCUCCACCAGGGAAAGUAAAGGAUGCAGUGAAGGCUGCCAUUGACAUUGGAUACCGCCACUUUGACUGUGCCUACGUGUACCAGAAUGAGAAUGAAGUAGGGGAUGGGAUCCAGCAGAAAAUCAAAGAAGGGGUUGUGAAACGAGAGGACCUCUUUGUCGUCAGUAAGCUGUGGUCCACAUUCCAUGAGAAAUCUUUGGUGAAGGGAGCAUGCCAGAAAACCCUUGAUGCAUUGAAACUGAAUUACCUGGAUCUGUAUCUCAUUCACUGGCCUUUGGGAUUUAAGGCUGGAGAGCAGCUGUUUCCUGCAGAUGAGAAAGGCAUGGUCUUGCCCAGUAGCACAGAUAUUCUGGACACUUGGGAGGCUAUGGAAGAGCUGGUGGAUGCAGGUCUGGUGAAAGCCAUUGGAAUCUCCAACUUUAACCAUGAACAGAUUGAGAGAAUCUUGAACAAGCCUGGGUUAAAAUACAGGCCUGCCAACAACCAGAUUGAGUGCCACCCAUACCUUACCCAGGAAAAGCUGAUUAAGUAUUGCCACUCCAAAGGAAUCUCUGUCACAGCAUACAGUCCCCUCGGAUCUCCUGACAGGCCAUGGGCUAAACCAGAGGACCCUUCCCUCAUGGAUGACCCCAAGAUUAAGGAGAUUGCAGCCAAGCACAACAAAACCCCAGCUCAGGUUCUGAUCCGGUUUCAUAUCCAGAGAAAUGUGAUUGUGAUUCCCAAGUCUGUUACACAACAUCGUAUUGAAGAAAACUUUAAGGUGUUUGACUUUGAAUUGACUAAAGAGGAGAUGGAAACCAUCCUCACCUUUAAUAGGAACUGGAGAGCCUGUGCAUUCACUAUGUGCACAAAUCACAAGGACUAUCCUUUCAAAGCUGAGUAUUAAAGCUGGUGGUGUCUUGCCAUGCUUCCUGACCCCUGGCAGUGGUUCACUUCUGCUGUUACCUCUGACUUGUUCAUUUGUCCCAAUAGCUGUCUUUCACACUGCAGCUAUCCUGUAGCCAAAAUAGAAGUACAGUGUAUGUGCUCAAAGGAAAUUUUAUAAGGCGUCUGAAGAA